Messenger RNA from Mesoplodon densirostris (Blainville's beaked whale), 2472 nucleotides. Its product is annotated as short transient receptor potential channel 2-like. NCBI's taxonomy places the organism in Eukaryota, Metazoa, Chordata, Mammalia, Artiodactyla, Ziphiidae. Gene Ontology annotation, molecular function: store-operated calcium channel activity; inositol 1,4,5 trisphosphate binding. Gene Ontology annotation, cellular component: cation channel complex; membrane. Gene Ontology annotation, biological process: manganese ion transport; regulation of cytosolic calcium ion concentration; calcium ion transmembrane transport. The record is from RefSeq and is a predicted model, not a curated record.
AUGUCUCCGAGGAGGUUGGAGACUCGGGGUCCCACCCUCUCCUUCAUCCAGCCUCAGCCUAAGUGGACCGAGAUCGUGACCAGAAAGCUGAAGUUCCCACCUCUGCUGCUGGGUGCCAUUGACCUGGUGCAGCAGCUGCUGGAGUUGCGGGUUGAGGCCACAGACGGUGGGCCAGGCGGGCCCCUGCAAGAUGUGGAGGAGGCUGAGGACCACUCCUGGAGGGAGGCCCUCAAUCUGGCCAUCUGCCUGGGCCACGAGGCCAUCACUGAUGUGCUGUUGGCCAGUGUCAAGUUCGACUUCCGGCAGAUCCACGAGGCCCUGCUGGUGGCCGUGGACACAAACCAGCCAGCAGUGGUGCGUCGCCUGCUGGCCUGGCUGGAGCAGGAGAAGGGCCGCAAGGUGGACACCAGGUCUUUCUCACCGGCCUUCUUUGACUCAUCAGUCGAUGGCCCCCGCUUUGCCCCUGCUGUCACCUCCCUCACCCUGGCCUGCCAGAAGGACCUGUAUGAGAUCGCCCAGCUGCUCAUGGACCAGGGCCACAGCAUUGCCUGGCCCCACCCCGCCUCCUGUGCCUGCCCUGAGUGCAGCAACACAUGCUGCUACGGUCUGCUCCAGUUCUCCCCGUCCCGCAUCAACGCCUGCCGUGGCAUUGCCAGCUGCGCCCACCUCUCACUGGCCAGUGAGGACGCCAUGCUGGCUGCCUUCCAGCUCAGCUGCGAGCUCAGGCGCCUUGCCCACGGUUGGUUUCUGCUCCCUUCCCCUGCCCUUGGUCCCGAGUACAUUGCUCUGGAGUCACUGAGCCAGGUCUACGGCUUUGAACUGCUGGGCAUGUGCCAGAACCAGAGCGAGGUCACUGCGGUGCUCGAUGACUUGGGCGAGGACAGCAAGACUGAGCCCGAGGCCGAGGGUCUGGACCAGGCCUUUGAGGAAAGCAUCCCCAACCUGGCGAGGCUGCGACUGGCCAUCACCUACAACCAGAAGUGGUUUGUAGCACCCCCCCCCAUCUGCCAGCAGGUCCUGUCCUCCAUCUGGCAUGGGAACCUGGCUGGCUGGCGUGGGAGCACCACUCUCUGGAAGCUCUUUGUCGCCUUCCUCAUCUUCCUCACCACGCCCUUCCUCUGCCUUGGCCACUGGCUGGCGCCCAAGUCCCGGCUGGGCCACCUGAUGAGGAGUCUGGUGCUGAAGUUCCUGCUGCACUCGGCCUCCUAUCUGUGGUUCCGCAUCUUCCUGCUGGGAGAGUCCCUGGUCAUGGAGACACAGCUGAGUACCUUCCGAGGCCGCAGCCACAGUGUCUGGGAGAUUUCACUACACGUGGUUUGGGUUGCAGGUACAUGUGUGGGGCCUUUUAUCUGUGGCAGACCCCCAGUCCAGAAAGGGACCCCCAGUCCAGCUGCUGAGCUGACCAGCCAAAUGCUCAGUAGAGCCCUGGAGGUUACUGUCCAGUUCAUGUUCAUUCUCACGAUUAUCCUGACCGCCUUCCUCUGCUGCCUCAACAACGUCUACGUGCCUUACCAGGAGACAGAGCGGCUGGGCAAUUUCAACGAGACCUUCCAGUUUCUGUUCUGGACCAUGUUUGGCAUGGAGGAGCACAGUGUGGUUGACAUGCCGCAGUUUCUGGUGCCGGAAUUUGUGGGCCGGGCACUCUACGGUAUCUUUACCAUCAUCAUGGUCAUUGUGCUGCUCAACACGCUCAUUGCCAUGAUCACCACCUCCUUCCAGAAGACUGAGAUGCGUGAACUGAGGGACACUGCUGAUGUGGAGUGGAAGUUUGCUUGCUCCAAGCUCUACCUGUCCUACUUCCGAGAGGGUCUGACGCUGCCUGUGCCCUUCAACAUCCUGCCCUCCCCCAAGGCUACCUUCUACCUUCUCAGGAGAAUUUUCCACUUCAUUUGCUGUUGCUGCUCCUGCUGCAAAACCAAGAAGCCAGACUCUCCCCCAGUCCCCACCUUUGCCAAUCCUGGGGCAGGGGCAGGGCCUGGGGAGGAAGAGCGUGGAUCCUACUGGCUCCAUGUCAUCAAGGCUCUGGUACAGCGCUACAUAGAGACUGCGCGCCGGGAGUUUGAGGAGACCUGUCGGAAAGACCUGGGCAACAGACUGACAGAGGUGACCAAGACAGUAUCUCGACUGCAAAGCAAGGUAGCCGGUGUGCAGCGGACUCCGGUGGAGGGAAGGCUGCGCCGGCCACCGGACAGUGCCAGCAUCCUCCGUCACUCCAUCACCCGAGUGUGCAACAGCUUCCAGAACCUUGGCCCUCCCAUCCCUGAGAACCCAGAGCUGACAGUGCCAGGGAUUGUGGGGACCCAGGUGUCUUCAGAAACUGGGCUUCAGGAGGCAGGCAGGGCCAGGACUCCAGCAUCUGGAGAGUCUGGCCCCUCCUCCCCAGCUUACGUGCUAGGGCACAGGGAGCAAGAAUCAGAGGGGGCUGGGGACGUGCCCCAGGAGGAAGACCUGGGAACCAAGGAGGGGUCCUGA